CGCAGUUCCAGGCCGAUGAGGUCAUCAGUGGUUGCUCGUGGUCACGUGAUCGCUGCCUACGCGCGGGGAGUCUGGGUGCAGAUGGCGGACGCAGAGGCCGAGGCGUCUCCGCGCCCUGAGAUGGAGCGGCUCGUGGUCGCUCUUCGCGCCCGUCUCUGGCAGUUGCAAGCGGAGCUGCGCGAACAGGAGGUUUCGGAGUCUUCGUCCCGGGCCUACUGCCGGGGGUUCUGCCAGACAUUAUUACAAUAUGCUGGAACCCGGGGUGCAUCAGAACAUAUUUUGCCUUUUUUGGAAGUAUAUCGAAUCUCUAUCCAAAACUUUGCUAAUGCACGACCAUACUUGACUACAGAAUGUGAAGAUGUCCUUUUGGUACUUGGAAGGCUAGUACUGAGUUGUUUUGAACUACUGCUUUCUGUGCCUGAAAGUGAAUUACCAUGUGAAGUAUGGUUAGGAUUUCAUCAGUCUUUAAAGGAUUCACAUGAUGCUUUACUGGAAUUUGGCAAUAAUAACCUCCAAAUAUUGGUUGACAUUACUAGGGAAGGAGUGUGGAAAAAUCCAGUUCUUCUUAAGAUUCUAUCACAGCAGCCAGUAGAAGCAGAAGAAGGUAAGAAGUGAGAUUGAUUUAUAAUGUAUGAAGUUCAAAAAACUGAUACACUUUUGGAUUUGGAUGGGGGCUGCUACUUGUUAAUCCUGAUUUGAACUUCUCAUUACUACAGAACUUGGUUAUAUUUCACUUGGAGCUAUAUUGUGCUAACCACAAGAGAAACUGCAUUUAUCAUGAAACUUUCUCAUUGGUAUGCUGCCCACCACUUAUAUUUACUAAUAUGUCCCAGCCCCAGGCCGUUUUUAACCGUGUAAAUUUGAGGAUCUUGGGGGAAAAAACCACCGUUUUAAAAAACAGUCUUCUGGAGAAAUGUUUAUUUUCUGUGAGGG
This is a messenger RNA of Pelodiscus sinensis (Chinese soft-shelled turtle), 933 nucleotides long. NCBI's taxonomy places the organism in Eukaryota, Metazoa, Chordata, Testudines, Trionychidae. The record is from RefSeq and is a predicted model, not a curated record.